UUUUCCUCGUCCAUUAUCAUCUCAACAUCCCAUCCAUUCUAUUUUCUCCUCUCACCUAUGUCAUAAAUCACAUCUCGAUACCAUCCAAAGAUGACAUGUCUUCAGACGAUGAGGACAUCGAAAGCCACUACGAUGCCGAGAUCGACGAGGAAGAAAGGGGGAUUUUAGAUUAUAUCAAUGUCGCAAAGCUGGAUGAGCCAACGCUCCCGCUCCCGUCAAUCCCACGGGAGAAACCACUCCCGAUCCCACUUUGUAUCUUGGAAAAGAUCAAGGCCAAAGAUGUAAAGGCUGUCAGCUUGCAUGAACGACAUUGCUACGCUUGUCGCGAAGCUCUCAAACACUAUUGGCCGGAAUACUUUACCUUGAGAGACGAAUCAGAUGGCUCGACAUCCGGGGUCGGCACCUCUAUCGGCUCAGAAGCCUUGGAAGAAGAAGAGCGCCGCCAAGAGGAAAGAAGAAGACAGUUGGAGGAAGCACGACAAUUAAGAUUAGAAGAAGACGCAAGGCGAAAAGAAGAGGAAGCAGAGAGAAGGAAAAAUCUUUACAAACCUCCUAAAGCAUUCCAGUUGAAGAAGACUGAGAAGAAAGAAAUUGAAUCUAAGGACCCCUUCUCGACAGAUCGAAAUCUGAACAUUCCAAAGAACGAAGGGUUCAAACUCAAGAAAACCGAGAAGCAGACGACAAAGUUUAUCGAGCAUUCCCGACAGGAAACCGAAUGGAAAGAGCCGAAGAAAUUUGAACUUACGAAGACGGAACCGAAAACAACAAAAACGGAUUGGAAGCCCCCGGAAAGACCCGAAAGACUGAGACCUGCGACUCCGCCGACGCCGCCACCUCCACCGAAAGGAAAGAAACCCACAGUGCCCAUCGAGCCGAAAAAGCGAGAACCUCCUCCGAAGAAACCCGAUCCUCCGAAGCAGGUCGAAAAGCCGAAGCCGAUUGAAAAGCCUAAACCCGUUGAAAAGCCGAAAGAACCUCCUCAACAGAAAAGAGAGCCAAAGCCGGAACCAAAACCGAAACCCGCACCAAAACCUGUCGAAAAACCGGUUAGAGAACCCCCUAAACCAAAGGAAGUACCGAAACCAAAAGAACCACCCAAAGAGAAAGUGCAACCGGAGCCAAAACAGCGACCACAGAAGGAGCAUCCUCCCCCUCCCCCGAAGAAAGAAGUAACUAAGAAAGUUGAACCGGUUAAGACGGAGCCUCCAAAACCCAUUGAGAAACCGAAGAAAGUCGAAGAACAUCCUAGGAAGGAGAAACCGGAAAAGGAAAAGCCGAAACCGAUCGAAAAGGAGAAACCCAAACCGGUCGAAAAGGAGAAACCCAAACCGGUCGAAAAGGAGAAACCCAAAGCGAUAGUAAAGGAAAAACCCAAACCGGUUGUAAAGGAGACACCCAAACCGGUGGUAAAGGAACAACCGAAAAAGGAAAUCCGGCCAGUCAAGAAACAAGAGCCUCCGACGAAGCCAGUAGCAGCAGGUGAGCUUUUUAUUGAAUCCGCUUAUUAUAUAUUAUUUGGCCAAAAUUCUAUUUCACAUUUGAAGUUGGUAUAUAUUAUGUUUUAAAAAAAUGGCAUUUGA
This is a messenger RNA of Lytechinus variegatus (green sea urchin), 1580 nucleotides long. RefSeq names its product pollen-specific leucine-rich repeat extensin-like protein 1. The record is from RefSeq and is a predicted model, not a curated record. The transcript is spliced from 7 exons. NCBI's taxonomy places the organism in Eukaryota, Metazoa, Echinodermata, Echinoidea, Temnopleuroida, Toxopneustidae. Bases 96 to 1565 code for a protein of 489 amino acids.